Larimichthys crocea (large yellow croaker) is the source of this 1529-nucleotide messenger RNA. It is a transcript of the gene tefm, whose product is annotated as transcription elongation factor, mitochondrial. Gene Ontology annotation, biological process: transcription elongation by mitochondrial RNA polymerase; mitochondrial transcription. The transcript has 6 exons. Gene Ontology annotation, molecular function: nucleic acid binding; DNA polymerase processivity factor activity. Gene Ontology annotation, cellular component: mitochondrial nucleoid. Lineage: Eukaryota; Metazoa; Chordata; Actinopteri; Sciaenidae. The record is from RefSeq and is a predicted model, not a curated record. Bases 84 to 1160 code for a protein of 358 amino acids.
CAUGUCGGAGCUGCAGCUUUAAUUAAAUAAAUUAACUAAAUUAUUUUAAUUAAUCUCUGACAUUAAGUGUCAUCAUUAUCAGCAUGUGGCGCUUCAGACGCUUCGUGUCGGCGGCGGUUCAAAGUCAGUAUGCGGGACAGUCUGGCUUAUUCCGCCGCCAGUGCACAUGUUGCUGGCGGAGCCGGGUUCCCGUGGCAGGAUUCGAGACCCUGGACAGCACCCUGACCUCCGUGUCCGCGCCCUGCAAAGACGACAAAGGACCGCUGGACGCGUUCUACACCUCCGAGCAGCGAGACGCCAUCCUUCAUCGGCUCAACACCGCCACGCUGGCUGAGCUCGCCGUCGUCAAGCUCCUGAGAGGACGCAAGUCUGUCAACAUUGUGGAGUACAGGACUAAGAACGGACCCUUUAAGACUCUGGAGAGCGUGGUGAACGUGCCGCUGCUCAAGCACAAAAGCGCCGUGACGGUCUUCAACUCGAUCCUCAACCCGGUGAAGAAGGAGAGGAAAGUGAGGAUUCAGCUGGCCAAGUUCAUCAGGCCGGAGAUCGACAGGUCCUGGCUGGAGGAUGCCAGCUCCAUCGUGUCACUCGUAUGUGGAACUAAUAAGAUCGCCUGGACUCACGUGGACCGCGGGAUGACCGUGCUGGACUGGCAACAGACGGAGUGUCCAAACUUCUUGAGGGGGACUUACAUGGCUUCUGCUUACUUGAACGACGUCUCCGUUGUUGUCGAACUCCUCCCGUCAGCUGACUUCUACAUAAUAGAGAAAUCCUCCAUCUCGGUCCAGAACACGGCUCUGUUCCCGGUCAUGGCCCACAUGAGGACCGUGGAGGCCAUGCUGUUCGCUCUGCUCGAGCCCAGAAACUCGUCACCCGAGUCCAACAUUCCUCCCAGGGUUUUGAACAUGAUGCGUACCGCCGUGGGACGUCACUUUGGACUCAUGGUGGGCGAGUCGCGGACCAGCGGGGCACAGACGGUCCGACAGCUGAUGACGGAGUCGGUGACGCAGAAGCUUCCCAGGAUAAACUUCCCCCCCGAGCUGCUGGUGAAGUACAGGAAUUCUUUCCAGAUGGGCAGCAGGCAAGGAGGCGAGGAGCUCUGCGACGCUCUGCUGCAGGCGGUGGCUUUUUACGAGCUCCUCAGUGAAACUUCCAGUUAGCCGACACGUGGACCGACCUCAUCCCGCGACCAGCUGUACCCAGUGAAACGAGCCCGAGGGACCCUGAUGCACAUUCUUCAGAUGUUUACUCAUGAACAGAUUUGGUGUUCGGUUAUGUUACAUCAAACACACUAAUACGUUUUUCUGGAUGCUGAAGGUUGCUGCUCUCGUGCAUAAAGUAACAGCUGCUGGAUUUUUGUUUGCAAUAACUCGAAGAUAAACUGCACCGACGUCGACCCACGUCAGCACCUGGACGAUCAGAGUGUUUUUAUAUUCUUUAAAAACGAUGAACAUGAUUUACAAAAAUAGAAUUUUUUUAUUCACUUUUCCUGGUUGGACGUAUGCGUAAAUAAAAACAGAUUUCUCAUG